UCAGCGCUGCGGGGCUGAGCGGGAGGUUCCUCGGCCGCGCUGGGCGUCUCUGUGAGCGCGGGCGGGCGGACUGCGAGGGGCGAGCGCCCUGUGCGCGCGCGCUGUGGGCAAAAGCAAUGCAACCUGCUCUGAAGAAGGAAGACUUUCAAGCCCCCUUGUCAGCAGAGCUAUAAGGUGAAGUCGGGAAGAGCCCACCCCUGUGCACGUGGGGCAGAGCCAGGGGAAAGGCCAGAGCUCUCCCUGUGCAGCCUGGAAAGGAUGUCUCCCAGCCUUCAGGAAGGUGCGCGGCUUAGGGAGAGCAAACCCUCACCCUGCUCCUUUUCAAUCGAGAGCAUCUUAGGGCUGGACCAGAAGAAAGACUGUGUCCCGUCACCGAAACCUCACAGGCCCUGGGCAGAUACCUGCAGCUCCUCAGGGAAAGAUGGUGACCUCUGUCUACCUGUCCCGAGUCUUCCUGGUGGCAUCUCAUUUCCUUGCACAGUGGAUCACCCAGUGACAGAAGAAAGAGCUUUGCAAUAUGAACAGAUCUUUUCAACCUCGGAAAGACUGUCUUUGAAAAGAGAGAUGAGUUGGUAUAGAGGACGAAGACCAAGAACUGCCUUUACUCAAAACCAGAUUGAAGUAUUGGAAAAUGUCUUUAAAGUAAACUGCUAUCCUGGCAUUGAUAUCCGAGAAGAUUUAGCUCAAAAAUUGAAUCUAGAGGAAGACAGAAUCCAGAUUUGGUUCCAAAAUCGGCGAGCAAAGCUGAAAAGGUCCCACAGAGAAUCACAGUUUUUAAUGGCAAAAAAAAAUUUCAACACAAAUCUCAUGGAAUAGAUAAGAGGAAAACUAAACAAGUGAAACUAUCUUUCAGUUGCAGAAUGAAUCAAUGGAAAUAUCAAGUGUUUAAAUGUGAUGUUUUCUUUCUUGCAUUUACUCCAAAUAUUGUCAUUUUUUCUGAAAAUAUAUUGUAAAUAAUUAUGAUUAUAGCAUGAUACAUAUUAUAUCUGGGCACUUUUAAUUACAUGAAAGACCUUUCCUAUAUAUUUUAAUAAACAUUUUCAGAAAAGGCAACUAUUUUUUAAGUAAACAAAGUUAAUCUAAUAAAUCAAUAUGCUAAAAUCAGUAAACUCAUGACUUUUCCACAAGCUGAAUUCCAUUUACAAAGUACUCCAAAUAAAAUAAUAUGAAAAAAAAGAGUACAAUUUACUUCAGUUAGUUUCCUUCAAGCACAUUUUCAAAUACGAUUAUGUUUAACUGUGUUUAACCAUAUUAUAGAAUAUGAUUUAUUUGUGAAUCCUGUUUUUAUUGAUUUAUGCAGUAAAUCAUCAUAUAGCAAAACAAAGCCUUCUGGCAAGCCAGUUUCUAGGGUUUUUUGUGGUUUUUUUAAGGGAAAUCAUGCCAAAAUAGCAAUAUAAAACAUCACUUGUCAUACUCACAGCAUUGCUAGUGCACUACACAAAAAGAAUUAAGCUGCAAAUAAAUGCAAACUU
This is a messenger RNA of Heterocephalus glaber (naked mole-rat), 1472 nucleotides long. The record is from RefSeq and is a predicted model, not a curated record. NCBI's taxonomy places the organism in Eukaryota, Metazoa, Chordata, Mammalia, Rodentia, Bathyergidae.